GGGCCCACUGGCCCCUUUAAAGCCUUGACAUCAAGAGGCGGCCCCAGCACCCCCUUCUUCUGCCCCCCGCCCCCGAGCCGCGGCCAUGGACCCGGCGGAUCCGGCCUGCCCUGGCCCAGCCCGACACCUGAUUUCGGCGAGGUGACCUUUCCGGCUGCUAGAGUGAGUGCGCCAGCCUGGGUGAGGAGGCAGAGAGCCUGCCAGGGCUUCUCUCGCUUGUUCCCAGGGCCUGAUGUCAGAGGCCAUGGACCAGCCCGCCGGGAGUCCCGCAAAGCCAAGGCCGGGAGAGGGUGGUGACGGCGCCACGGAGCCGGGCACCUGCCAGGAGCUCCUGCGCCGCCUCCGGGAGCUAGAGGCAGAGAACUCGGCACUUGCCCAGGCCAAUGAAAACCAGCGGGAGACUUACGAGCGCUGUCUAGAUGAGGUUGCCAACCACGUGGUGCAGGCACUGCUAAACCAGAAGGACCUGCGGGAGGAGUGCAUCAAGCUGAAGAAGAGGGUGUUUGACCUGGAGCGACAGAACCAGAUGCUAAGCGCCCUGUUUCAGCAGAAACUCCAGCUGACGACAGGCUCCCUCCCUCAGAUCCCACUUACGCCACUCCAGCCUCCGUCCGAGCCACCAGCCUCUCCGUCCCUGAGCUCUGCCGAGGGACCGACCACUUCGCUGCCUCUGGGGCACUGUGCUGGGCAGAGAGAGGUGUGUUGGGAGCAGCAGCUGCGGCCAGGAGGCCCAGGACCCCCGGCCGCCCCACCCCCAGCACUGGAUGCCCUAUCCCCAUUCCUUCGAAAGAAGGCCCAGAUCCUGGAGGUGCUAAGAGCCCUGGAAGAGACCGACCCCUUGCUUCUUUGCUCGCCUGCCACCCCCUGGCGGCCUCCAGGCGAGGGGCCCGGCUCCCCAGAGCCCAUCAACGGCGAGCUGUGUGGCCCACCUCAGCCGGAACAGUCAUCCUGGGCCCCCUACCUACUACUAGGCCCUGGGGGCCUGGGAGGCCUGCUACACUGGGAACGCCUCUUGGGGGGCCCAGGGGAGGAAGAGGGUGCUGGGCGGCCCUGGGGCCCUAGUAGGGGCUCCUCCCAGACCCAAGGCACUGGCUCUGGGCCACCCUGUGCCCCAGGCAGCAGCUCCUCCUCCUCCUCCGAUGAGGCAGGUGACCCCAACGAGGCACCCAGCCCUGACACCCUGCUUGGGGCCCUGGCCCGCAAACAGUUGAACCUGGGCCAGCUCCUUGAGGACACAGAGUCUUACUUACAGGCCUUCUUGGCUGGGGCUGCAGCAGGCCCACUCAGCGGGGACCAGGCCGGUCCCGGGCAGCCAUCUUCCCCAGACCAGGGGCCCCCGCAGCUGUCCAAGUCCAAAGGCCUCCCCAAGUCAGCUUGGGGCGGGGGUAUCCCAGAGGCCCAGAGGCCGGGCUUUGGUGCUACCUCAGAGGGCCAGGGGCCCCUCCCCUUCCUCAGCAUGUUCGUGGGUGCAGGUGAUGCCCCCCUGGGCUCGCGGCCUGGCCACCCCUACUCCUCAUCUCAGGUGAAAAGCAAGCUCCAAAUUGGCCCCCCUUCUCCUGGGGAAGGCCAGGGACCCCUUCUGCCCUCUCCAGCCAGAGGUCUCAAGUUUCUAAAGCUGCCUCCAGCUUCGGAGAAGGUCCCCAGCCCAGGAGGCCCCCAGCUCAGCCCCCAGCUUCCCCGGAACUCCCGAAUUCCCUGUCGAAACAGUGGUUCUGAUGGCAGCCCGUCCCCACUGCUGGCUCGCAGGGGUCUGGGUGGAGGAGAGCUGUCCCCGGACGGAGCUCAGGGCCUACCCACCAGCCCCUCGCCCUGCUCCACAGCCCUGGACUCCGCGCAACUCAGACCUCCCCAGCCAGCCUUGUCCGCCACGCUGUCCCCGGGACCCGUGGUAUCUCCCUGCUACGAGAACAUCCUGGACCUUUCCCGGAGCACCUAUAGGGGGCCUUCCCCAGAGCCACCUCCAUCCCCACUGCAGGUACCCACCUACCCACAAUUAACUCUGGAGGUGCCACGGGCCCCUGAGGUCCUCAGAAGUCCCGGAGCUCCCCCCAGCCCCUGCCUCCCGGAAUCCUGCUCCUAUGUGAGUGCCCAGGAGAAGAGUUUGGACAAAGCAGGCCCGGAGUCUCCCCAUCCUGGCCGCAGGACCCCCAGCAGCUCAUCCAAGAAGCCCAGCCAGGGGGCAGGGCGGCGACCUGGGGAUCCUGGCUCUACCCCUCUGCGGGACAGACUGGCAGCCCUGGGGAAACUGAAGACCGGCCCCGAGGGGCCAGAGAAAAAUGGAGUGCCAGCCAGGCCUGGCACCGAGAAGGCCCGGGGAGCAGGGAGGUCAGGGGAGAGCACUGGAGAAGUGGCACCCCCCGCCCCCAGGCCUCCCGAAGGGCCAGAAGCCAAGGGGACCCCACGGGGGGCAGUGGCCUUAGGCACAAGCAGCCUGAAGCAGCAAGAACCUGGGCUCCUGGGGGACCCCGGGGCCCGGGUCUACUCCUCUCACUCCAUGGGGGCCCGGGUGGACCUGGAGCCUGUCUCCCCGAGGAGCUGCCUCACCAAAGUGGAGCUGGCCAAGAGCCGGCUGGCAGGGGCCCUGUGCCCCCAGGUACCCCGCACCCCUGCCAAAGUGCCAACCUCAGCCCCCAGCCUCGGCAAGCCCAAUAAGAGCCCCCAUGGCAGCCCUACGAAGCUACCGUCCAAGUCACCCACCAAGGUGGUGCCCCGGCCUGUGGCCCCACCGACCACUAAGGAGCCCCCGAAGCCUGACAAGGGGAAGGGCCCCCCGUGGGCAGACUGUGGCGGCCCUGGGGCCCAGCCUCCAUCCCCCGCACCUGGCCCUGCCGACCCAAGCCAAGGCCCCGAGGGGCGGGCCCCACACUCAGCCAUCGAGGAGAAGGUGAUGAAGGGCAUCGAGGAGAACGUGCUGCGGCUGCAGGGCCAGGAACGGGCGCCAGGCACCGAGGUCAAGCACCGCAACACCAGCAGCAUUGCCAGCUGGUUCGGCCUUAAGAAGAGCAAGCUGCCCGCGCUCAACCGCCGCACAGAGACCACCAAGAGCAAGGAAGGGGCCAGCGGGGGCUCCCCACUCCGGAAGGAGGUCAAGAUGGAAGCCCGGAAGCUGGAGGCUGAGAGCCUCAACAUCUCCAAGUUGAUGGCCAAAGCAGAAGACCUCCGCCGGGCACUGGAGGAGGAGAAGGCCUAUCUGAGCAGCCGGGCCCGGCCACGGCCCGGAGGACCGGCACCGGGGCCAAGUGCAGGGCUGGGGCAGGUGCAGGGCCAGCUGGCUGGCAUGUACCAGGGCGCGGACACCUUCAUGCAGCAGCUGCUCAACAGGGUGGAUGGCAAGGAGCUGCCGCCCAAGAACUGGCGGGAGCCCAAACCCGAGUAUGGCGAUUUCCAGCCAGUGUCCUCUGACCCCAAGAACCCCUGGCCAGCCUGUGGGCCUCGAAACGGCCUGGUGGGGCCUCUUCAGGGCUGUGGAAAACCUCCUGGAAAGCCCAACAGCGAGCCAGGAAGGCGGGAAGAGAUGCCCUCAGAGGACAGCCUGGCUGAGCCAGUGCCCACCUCACACUUCACAGCCUGUGGCUCCUUGACUCGCACCCUGGACAGUGGCAUUGGGACCUUUCCGCCCCCAGACCACGGCAGCAAUGGGACCCCCAGCAAGAAUCUUCCCAAGACCAAGCCCCCGCGGCUGGACCCCGGCCCGGGAGUGCCCCCAGCUCGGCCCCCGCCCCUUACCAAAGUCCCCCGGCGCGCCCACACGCUGGAGCGCGAGGUGCCGGGCCUGGAGGAGCUGCUGGUGGGCGGGCGGCACCCCAGCUUGCCGGCCUUCCCCGCGCUGCUCGCCGCGCCCCCGGGCCACCGGGGCCAUCAGGCCUGCCCCGACGAUCCCUGUGAAGACCCGGGCCCUCCCGCCCCCGUCCAGCUGGCUAAGAACUGGACCUUCCCCAACGCCAGGGCAGCCGGCAGCUCCGCCGACCCUUUCCUCUGCCCGGCGCGACAACUGGAGGGGCUGCCCAGGACCCCCAUGGCCCUGCCCGUCGAUCGCAAGCGGAGCCUGGAGCCCACCAGCCGCCCGGCCCCGCCGCCCCAGGGCCCCGCCUUCGGGGGCAGCCGCACGCCCAGCACGUCGGACGUGGGCGAGGACGGGCGAGGGGCCAGCGGGGGUCCCCCGGGCCUGGAGACCUCCGAGUCUCUGAGCGACUCCCUCUACGACUCGCUGUCGUCCUGCGGGAGUCAGGGCUGAGGCUGGGCAGAGACCGCCCGGCUGGGCCGUCCGAGGUGCUGGGCUCCGCCCUCCAGCUGUGCCAGCUGUGCCAGCUCCGCCCGCCCCGCCCGGGCGCUGGAGUCGGGGGCGAAGGGCCGCGCUGCCUUCUCUCCCUGUCUGCCCUGGCCCCCCGCCGUCUGGAUGGUGCUGCCCUCCCCCCCCCCCCCCCGCGUCUUUGGGGUCCGUCUGUCUGUCUUUUUGUUGUUUUUUUAUAUUAAAGCGCCUGGACCAGUCCCCACCCACCCCCAUCCCCGCACUGCGGUUAAUUUAUCUGUCCUUAAGAACUCGGCUGCUCUGCUUCCAGCCUCUGCUUCUGCCCUCUUCCUAAUAAAAUGUGGAGGCCCCUCCCUGGCCUGGA
This is a messenger RNA of Canis lupus familiaris (dog), 4613 nucleotides long. RefSeq names its product NCK associated protein 5 like (gene NCKAP5L). NCBI's taxonomy places the organism in Eukaryota, Metazoa, Chordata, Mammalia, Carnivora, Canidae. Gene Ontology annotation, biological process: microtubule bundle formation; microtubule depolymerization. Gene Ontology annotation, cellular component: microtubule plus-end. The record is from RefSeq and is a predicted model, not a curated record.